Molecule: messenger RNA, 1844 nt
Organism: Punica granatum (pomegranate)
Lineage: Eukaryota; Viridiplantae; Streptophyta; Magnoliopsida; Myrtales; Lythraceae
Source: RefSeq, a predicted model, not a curated record
UCAUUGAAAAGUCCGCUGGUUUUCUACUUCUUUAAUUGCAAUUUGCUUCCCUCUUAUCUCUCUCUCUCUCUGUCGUCUCCAUCUUAUAUUAUUCGUAACAAUUAAUGACGGGAUUAAGAUGAUGAAGACAAAGAAUGGCCAUCUGAGUCCCAAGGAAGGUCUUCUUCUUCUUCUUCUUCUUCUUCUUCUUCCUGUUUCAAUGGCGAACCGAGAGAUCAGAACCAGAGCACCCCAGAGGAGAAGGGAAGAAGCGGGAGCCGAGACCCGUUACUAAGUCGAAGGUCGAAUAAGAAUCCAACUGUAACUGAUCGACCAACAGAGAGGAGGGUGAGGGGCUUGACUUUCGAUGGCGGACUUGACUUCGAAGGGAGCCGAUGAGGAGAAUUGCAGCGGUAGAAGUGGAGGCAUGGCGAGUAGUGAGGUCAAGAAGCAGAGCUCUUCUUCUUUGUGUCUGGAGACGUCCGGGAAUGGUGACGGCGUCCGGCUUUAUCUGUCGAGGGACCUGAGGAUUGGUCUGUUGUUCGCGGGGCUAGCCGUGUCCUGCUUGCUCCUGUACAAUUCGACCAAUCCCCUCAAGUUCUUCCCGACCUCGUACUACAGCUCUGUUGGCGGCAGCCCCAUGGGUAGAAAUGUGAGCUUGGAUGUAGUCCUGAAAUCCGCAGCCAUGGAAGAUAACAGGACAGUGAUCCUGACGACACUGAACGAUGCGUGGGCAGAGCCCGGCUCCGUAUUCGACCUGUUCCUCGAGAGCUUCCGUGUUGGGAACGGGACGCGCAAGCUCCUUGACCACCUGGUAGUUGUAGCGCUAGACAAGAAGGCAUACGACCGCUGCCUGGCAGUGCACCGCCAUUGCUUCGCCCUCACCACCAAGGGAAUGGACUUCUCCGGCGAGGCCGACUUCAUGUCCGCCGACUAUUUGGAGAUGAUGUGGCGACGGAUCAACUUCCUCAGGGUUGUGCUCAAGAAGGGCUACAACUUCGUCUUCACGGACACGGACAUCAUGUGGUUCCGGAGUCCAUUCCCUCACUUCUACUCGGACACGGACUUCCAGAUCGCGUGCGACUACUACUACUUCGACCCUGCUGAUAAGAGGAACAGCCCAAACGGCGGAUUCACCUAUGCACGGUCCAACAACCGCACAGUCAAGUUCUACGAGUUCUGGUACGAGUCAAGGAAGUCCUACCUGGGGAAACACGACCAGGACGUGCUCAACGAGAUCAAGUCCCACAAGUUCCUCGACGACAUUGGGCUGCAGAUGAGGUUCCUGGACACAGCCUACAUUGGCGGGUUUUGUCAGCUCUCGAGGGACCUCAACCGCAUCUGCACGAUGCAUGCCAACUGCUGCGUUGGGCUCGACAACAAGAUCCAAGACCUGUCGGCCACGCUCGACGACUGGAGGAAGUACUUGGCUUCGGGCUCGGGCGAUUGGAGUGUCCCCAAGGCCUGCGUAGGAUCCCUUGGCAAGCCGCACAAGCCGCAUAGGCGUGGUCUUUUUCGGAGACGCUAAGGUUCAUCUUCUUCUCUAUACCGACGGAUCAAACAGAUAAGGAUCCGCGUAUUCCCCCAAACUCAUCAAUGUCGAAAAUUCUAUCUCGGUUUAUACCACAAUCCAUUGAUUGUCUUCAUCGACAAACUCUUUUCAUUUCUUGAACAUUGUCCGGAAGUUAUUAUCCAAAGCUGUUGGCCUCAAAAUUCCAAUGCUCUCGACAUCGCGCCAAAGGGUGCUGGAAUGUUAGAUUUUUUUUAAAAAAAACAUGAAUCCCAUCAAAGAGAAUACAACAGUAGGGAUCUCCUCCUUAAUCAGUCACACCAGCAAAUCGCGUGCAAAGAUUUUUGUCCAGUUA